Molecule: messenger RNA, 548 nt
Organism: Propithecus coquereli (Coquerel's sifaka)
Lineage: Eukaryota; Metazoa; Chordata; Mammalia; Primates; Indriidae
Gene: MRPL19
Product: mitochondrial ribosomal protein L19
Exons: 5
Coding region: 6-548 (180 amino acids)
Biological process (GO): translation
Cellular component (GO): ribosome; mitochondrial large ribosomal subunit
Molecular function (GO): structural constituent of ribosome
Source: RefSeq, a predicted model, not a curated record
CCUGCAUGGCGGCCUGCAUGGCAGGAAGCUACGGGGCCGCGAUGAGCCUGGCCGGGAGUUUUCGAGCCGCUAGGGCGCUGCUCCCCGCGUCGCCCUCCGUUGUCUGCUGGGUCUGUGCGGGGUCCGGCCGGCAGCAGAGCACUGGGCCUUCCAAGCCUGGCGCGUUCCAGCCGCCACCGAAACCGGUUAUCGUGGACAAGCGUCGCCCGCCGAGCCAGGAAACCAGGUUUUUGAGUCCUGAAUUUAUUCCUCCAAGGGGAAGAACAGAUCCUCUGAAAUUUCAGCUAGAAAGAAAAGAUAUGUUAGAAAGGAGAAAAGUACUCCACAUUCCAGAGUUCUAUGUUGGAAGCAUACUUCGUGUUACUACAGCUGACCUAUAUGCCAGUGGAAAAACCAGCCAAUUUCUGGGGAUUUGCAUCCAGAGAUCAGGAAACGGCCUUGGAGCUACUUUUAUCCUUAGGAAUAUUAUUGAAGGACAAGUGACCUAUGGUGCUGUGCAUGUGGGAACUCAACAGGACUUGAUCAGUCACAGAAUCUUGUGCCUUUAA